Messenger RNA from Manihot esculenta (cassava), 3643 nucleotides. Its product is annotated as ETO1-like protein 1. The record is from RefSeq and is a predicted model, not a curated record. The transcript is spliced from 5 exons. NCBI's taxonomy places the organism in Eukaryota, Viridiplantae, Streptophyta, Magnoliopsida, Malpighiales, Euphorbiaceae. The coding region runs from base 800 to 3478 and encodes 892 amino acids. Gene Ontology annotation, molecular function: protein binding. Gene Ontology annotation, biological process: negative regulation of ethylene-activated signaling pathway.
AAAAAAGCUAAUGACUUUCACUUUUACCAAGCAAAAGAAAAUUCGCAAAAGUUGGAAUUCAGAAAUUUUCCCUUUAGAUUCCUUCACUUUGGUUUCUCAUGCCUCUGCAACCUCCACCUCUCGUAAUCUGUGAUUUCCAUCUUCAAUUUCGAACUCACAACUCAACAGCUUCUCCUUAGGCUCUAUCCAUUUCUAUUCGUUGCGGUGCUUUUGGCUUUAUCAUGAGGGGAUUGGGUGGGGUAUAGUGUGGGUUUGGUUGCCUUUUUGGUGGAGAUCUUACGUAGCUAUUGGUUGAAUUUGGUCUUUUCUUGUUUCAUUUUGCUUUAUCUGUUGUGGAAGGAGACUGCUGAAUGCUAGUGCUGCUUGUAUUUUGGAGAAUAGCAGCUUCUGGAGUACUGAUUAUUCAUUAUUGUCUAUCAGAACUCAGUAAAUCUUUAAUGCUGCUCCGAGUGAGUACCCUUCAUAUUUUGCAUUUUCCACUGGGAUCGCAAUUUGAUUUGUGUCAAGCGAAACAGAGUGAUACUGUAUUUGAUUCUUGUGGCCGUUCGUUUAUAUGUUUUGAAUCUUUCUGAUUUUCUUUUUCAUUUUUAAUUUAGUUUUUGUUGUUUUUUGGGCUGGAGGAGUGAUUUUUGGGAACGCAAGCAAAUACUACUCUUUUUUUCCUCUACCUUUUGACUCCUUUUGUUUUUUUUUUUUUGGAGUCUGGGGGGUGGGGGAUGGGGAGAGAGUGAAAGAAAGUGAAGAAAAAAUCCAUCUGGCUACCGUGGAGAUCUGGGACUUGGUUAAUCUCUUAUGCCCCAUGAGGACUUUCCUCCCCUCCGAGUCAUGUAAAGAGUCACAGCUCAAUGCUUUGAAUCCACAGUCAUGGCUUCAGGUUGAAAGAGGGAAACUAUCAAAAAUCACCUCUUCCAAACUCUCUUCAUGUUCUUCUUCUUCAUCCAUAGAAUCUCUUAUCAAGGUCCCUGAACCGGCAGUGUUACCCUUCUUUAAACCUGUUGAUUAUGUAGAAGUUUUAGCUCAGAUUCAUGAAGAACUUGAAUCAUGUCCUCCACAAGAGAGGUCAAAUCUAUAUUUAUUGCAAUUUCAGGUCUUUAGGGGCCUUGGGGAAGUCAAAUUGAUGCGGAGAAGUCUCCGCUCAGCCUGGCAGAAUUCUAGCACUGUGCAUGAGAAGCUUGUAUUUGGGGCUUGGUUAAAGUAUGAGAAGCGACGAGAGGAGCUUAUUUCCGACUUGCUUGCCUCUUGUGGUAAAUGUGCAGAAGAGUUGGGAUCAAUAGAUAUUGCCUCGCAGCUUCAUGCUGAUUUAAGUUUGAACUCUAAUGAGACUGUUUUAGUGAAUGACGACUGUAAUUUGAGAAAUGUGAUCUUUAGAAUUGGAGAUGAGAAGAUAGUUUGUGAUAGGAAGAAAAUUGCAGGCCUUUCUGCUCCAUUCCAUGCUAUGCUUAAUGGGUGUUUCUCAGAAUCUCUUUGUGAAAAUAUAGAUUUUUCUGAAAACUGCAUAUCCCCUUUGGGUUUUAAGGCAGUAAGUGAGUUCAGUGCGACUGGCUAUUUGAAUGAAGUCUCCCCUAAUAUUUUGUUAGAAAUAUUGAUUUUUGCAAAUAAAUUCUGUUGUGAAAGGCUCAAAGAUGAAUGUGAUAGGAAACUUGCAUCUUUGGUUUCCUCUAUAGAAGAUGCUGUAGAACUGAUGGAAUUUGCUCUUCAAGAGAACUGUUCCAUCCUUGCUGCAGCAUGUUUGCGAGUGUUCUUACAUGAGCUUCCUGCUUGUUUGAAUGAUGAUCGAGUGGUGGAAAUAUUUACUCAUGCUGAUAAACAGAAAAGAAUGAUUAUGGUCGGGGCUGCCUCAUUUUCUUUGUACUGUUUAUUGAGUGAAGUUGCCAUGAAUCUUGAUCCUCAGUCUAAUAGAGCAGCUUGUUUCCUAGAACAGUUGGUGGACUCGGCCAAAACCAACCAGCAGAAAAUUUUGGCUUUUCAUCAGUUGGGAUGUGUGAGGCUUUUGAGGAAAGAAUAUGAUGAAGCUGAAUGUCUUUUUGAGGCAGCUUUGAAUUCUGGUCAUAUAUAUUCUGUAUCAGGUUUGGCUAGACUGGGUUACAUUAAGGGUCAUAGACUUUGGGCUUAUGACAAGCUUAGCUCUGUGAUUUCUUCUGUUACCCCAGUGGGAUGGAUGUAUCAGGAGAGGUCCCUGUACUGCGAAGGCAAUAAGAAAUUUGAGGACCUUGAGAAAGCAACCGGGUUGGACCCAACUCUCACAUAUCCCUACAUGUAUCGUGCUGCUUCUUUGAUGAGGAGACAGAAUGUUCAAGCUGCACUUGCAGAGAUCAACAGGAUUCUUGGGUUUAAACUUGCAUUGGAAUGCUUGGAACUUCGAUUUUGUUUUUAUCUAGCUCUUGAGGAUUAUCAAGCAGCCCUUUGUGAUGUUCAGGCAAUUCUCACACUCUCCCCAGAUUAUAGAAUGUUUGAGGGGCGGGUGGCAGCAUAUCAACUACGGACUCUAGUGCGUGAGCAUGUUGGGAAUUGGACGACAGCGGAUUGUUGGAUGCAACUGUAUGAGAGGUGGUCUUCAGUUGAUGAUAUAGGGUCCCUCUCUGUCAUAUACCAAAUGCUUGAAUCUGAUGCACCGAAAGGGGUUCUAUACUUCAGACAGUCUCUGCUUCUUCUUAGGUUGAACUGUCCCGAGGCAGCCAUGCAAAGCUUACAAUUAGCCCGUCAACACGCUUCAACUGAACAUGAACGUCUAGUUUAUGAAGGAUGGAUCUUGUAUGACACUGGUCAUUGUGAGGAAGGGCUUCGAAAAGCAGAGGAGUCUAUCAAAAUUAAUAGGUCAUUUGAGGCCUUCUUCCUUAAAGCCUAUGCACUGGCUGACUCUAGCCAGGAUCCAUCUUGUUCCGUUACUGUUGUUUCUUUGCUUGAAGAUGCUUUGAAGUGCCCGUCAGACAGACUGCGGAAAGGCCAGGCGCUUAACAACCUUGGAAGUGUCUAUGUUGACCGGGGGAAAUUAGAUUUGGCUGCUGAUUGCUAUAUAAGUGCACUUAAGAUCAGACACACUAGAGCGCAUCAGGGGCUUGCACGAGUCCGUUUUCUCAGAAAUGACAAGGCUGCUGCAUAUGAGGAAAUGACCAAACUGAUUGAGAAGGCCCGGAAUAAUGCAUCUGCUUAUGAAAAGAGGUCCGAGUACUGUGAUCGCGAACUGGCAAAAGCAGAUCUUGAGAUGGUGACAAAAUUAGAUCCACUUCGAGUGUACCCUUACAAAUAUCGAGCUGCAGUGUUGAUGGACAACCAUAAAGAGAAGGAAGCCAUUGCAGAACUAUCAAGGGCAAUUGCAUUCAAAGCAGACCUUCACCUUCUACACUUGAGGGCUGCAUUCUAUGAGCACAUUGGUGAUGUCUUGGCCGCUCUGCGUGACUGCCGAGCUGCUCUCUCUGUAGACCCAAACCAUCAAGAAAUGUUGGAAUUUCACAGUCGUGUAAACAGCCAUGAACCCUGAUUCUACAAUACCAUUACUAUGGCAUGCAAGAGAAACACUUUGUUCUUAUCAUCACCCUGUAACCUGUAUACUAUUCAUAGCCUCAACUUUUUUUUUUUUGUAAUUUAUACUUUUCAAUUUUUGUAAUUUUAUUAAUUAAUGUGAAAGUAUCCAUAUUAUAGCGAA